AUGAAGAGAAAUUACCUCUGGGCGGUUACUGCCCUGGCCAAAGCGGCACACGCUUCCCUCCAACAGCCCUUGGGCGAAAGCCUCCAGCCUGGAACGGUGCAUCUGUCCGAGCUUGAUAAUAUCGUCGCUUCAUCGCCUCUUCUAUCAUUUCAUAGAAACAUUGUGGAGAUCCCAUCUGUUAGUGGCGACGAGAAAUACGUCGGAGAAUUCGUCCUGGACUUUCUAUCGUCACACAACUGGACAGUAGAAAAGCAGAUCGUCAUCCCCGAAUCCGGUGACAUCAAAGAGCGAUUCAAUGUCUAUGCUUAUGUCGGUGAUAAUCGGUAUCCCGACGUGCUACUGACCAGCCACAUUGAUACCGUCCCGCCUUUUAUUCCUUAUUCACUCCAUCCGCCAGCACCAGGAGGAUCGUCAUUCAGUCGAAAGGACCUAGUCAUUGCAGGGCGCGGCACUGUAGAUGCCAAAGCAAGCGUAGCAGCUAUAGUCUUCGCUGCUAUCGAGACUCUUCGCGAUAAUCCAGAUGCCUCAAUCGGGCUAUUGUUCGACGUCGGCGAGGAAAGAUUCGGGGAUGGAAUCAAACACUUCUCAGACUCGGAUCUAAACACAAACCCACCUACAUUCCAUACGGUUAUCUUCGGAGAGCCUACCGAGCUCAGUCUCGUUGCCGGUCACAAAGGCGGGGUUGGGUUGAAGGUGAUCGCCAAAGGCAAAGCCGCCCAUUCCGGAUACCCCUGGCUAGGGGACAGUGCGAUCUCAGCCAUCCUCCCUGUUUUGUCCCGUCUUGAUAAUCUUGAAAAUGUCCAUCCCAAGGACGGUGGACUUCUUCGAAGUGACAAGCUGGGCAAGUCGACUUUGAAUAUCGGUCAGAUUUAUGGCGGUGUCGCUGGAAAUGUCGUGCCAGCGUACGCCGAAGCAUCAGUCUCGGUCCGCCUCGCAGCAGGGACACCGGAAGACACCAGAGAGAUUCUCCAGCGAGCUGUCGAUGAAGUGACUGGAAGAGAUGGCAGCGUGAUCUUAGACUUUGGUGGACCAAAACCUGGCGGUGCGCCGCCUCAAUAUUUCGAUACGGACGUGGAGGGAUUUCACGUUAUUACUGUGAACUAUGGGACAGAUGCUGCGUCUCUACAUAUCCAUGAUCAAGAUACCCCGAAAGUGCGCAGGUAUCUCUAUGGGCCUGGAACUAUUCAUGUUGCACACGGUGAUGACGAAGCUAUCACUGUAGGAGAUCUGGAGGAAGCGGUACGCGGUUACAAAAGACUGAUCUCGGCUGCUCUGCAAAAUUCGUGA
This is a messenger RNA of Penicillium brasilianum, 1287 nucleotides long. Lineage: Eukaryota; Fungi; Ascomycota; Eurotiomycetes; Eurotiales; Aspergillaceae. The record is from the annotation of a GenBank genome assembly.